Messenger RNA from Solanum tuberosum (potato), 7681 nucleotides. Its product is annotated as histone-lysine N-methyltransferase ATXR7. The record is from RefSeq and is a predicted model, not a curated record. The transcript is spliced from 24 exons. Bases 316 to 5286 code for a protein of 1656 amino acids. NCBI's taxonomy places the organism in Eukaryota, Viridiplantae, Streptophyta, Magnoliopsida, Solanales, Solanaceae. Gene Ontology annotation, cellular component: Set1C/COMPASS complex. Gene Ontology annotation, molecular function: protein binding; histone H3K4 methyltransferase activity.
GCUUUUCUUCUUUUUAUUUUACUCUUACCUUAACUUCUUCAGCCCCUUUUGCCCCCUUCUCUCUCACUGCUUCUUUACCAAUCCUCCACAGACAAAUUCACACAAAAUCUUUGUUUUUCCCUAAAAGGGUUGCUUCUAUAUGCAAUUUUAUCAAUACCCAGAAGAAAUUAUUGUUCUACACAUCCAAGAUUUGCUCUGUAGGGUUAUCGCAGUGGUAUCAUUUGGAUUUUUUCGGUUUUCAUCGACCCCAUAUCAGCAAAAGUUAUAAUAGAUUGCAUUUUUUUCAGGGUUGGUGAUUUUUUGUUGUUGAAAGUUAUGGUGUCUUCGAUGUUUUGCUAUGAAUCCAGUGAAACAGAGAUGGAUUAUCCUCCGUUUUACUCAAGAAUGAGAUUAAAGUCUUUAGAUUUGAUGGGAAUGGAUGUAACUUCAAUGGAUACUAUUGAGGAUGAAAAACAUGAUGAUGUAGUGUCUACAAUGGAGUUAACUGUUGGUUGCUUGCAAAAUUUUGGUUCACCAUUGUGUGUUGAGAUGAGUUGCCAGUCUAAUGGAGAGAGUGAGAACGUUUCAACGUCUCGUGAUGUCGGUGGCAGUUCAACGAUUGACAAGAGUAGCAUGGUGUAUCCACAAGGUGUACUUGCAACUGGAUGGAUGUAUGUCAAUGAACAGGGUCAAAUGUGUGGUCCUUACAUAAAGGAACAGUUAUAUGAGGGUUUGUCUACUGGUUUUUUGCCAGAAGAACUUCACGUUUAUCCCGUCUUAAACGGGACCAUUUCGAAUGCAGUGCCCUUAAAGUAUUUCAAUCAAUUUCCUGACCAUGUUGCGACCGGCUUUGCUUAUGUAAUGGUUUCGUCCUCUGGUGCAAGUGGACCGACGGAUAAGUCCAUGGGAGUUGCCAAAGAUUCAGGAGGAAAUGGAGUGGAGUUGCCAACAACUUCCCCCUAUUCUAACUCGGUGGCUGAACAUGGAACUCAUUACUCGAACCAACAGAUGGCGACCGCUGGCUCUGCCGGAACAUUUGCUCCGUCUACCUCUUCGGUCAACGAAGAAUCGUGUUGGUUCUUUGAAGAUCAUGAAGGGACGAAACAUGGGCCGCACUCUCUUAUGGAGCUUUAUUCAUGGUGUCAUUAUGGAUACAUUGUGGAUUCAGUGAUGAUACGUCAUGUUGCUGAUAAGUAUAGACCCUUUAGUUUGAAAUCUUUGAUUAGUAGUUGGACUACGGCUACCCCUGGAGCUCUCUUUUUGUCUAAUCCCGAUGGGCAUGAGACUGCAUCUUUACAAGAUUUUGUAUCCGAAAUUUCUCAAGAAGUAUGCUCCCAGCUACAUGUGGUUAUUAUGAAAGCAGCCCGUAGGACUCUACUCGAUGAGAUUGUUAGCCAUGCAAUUUCAGAGUGCAUCUCUGAAAAGAAAGAUCUCAAGAAAGCCACUAAUCAAAAGAAAGUCACUAAUCAGUCUGUCAAGAUGUCAUCUCCUGGUACCAGAAUGUCUGCAGGUUUUGGUGGCAGUAAGGCCUUAAUUGAUCCUGAGAGGAGUGCAGAAGCUCCUAAUCUUCUUAACCGGAAAUCUCCUGCUGCUGAAAUCCCUUUGAAGUCUUCAGGAAGCUCAAAAUCUGUUGGAAGCUUUGAGAACUAUUGUGAUUCUUAUACAGUUGUUUGCAGGAAAUUAUUUGACUCUUGCAUGCAAAAUAUCUGGAAUGCUGUCUUCUAUGACCAUGUUUCAGAGUAUUCAUCUGCGUGGAGGAAGAGAAAACGAUGGUCACCUCCUUGUCUGAUGGUUGAAUCGAACAUUCCAGCAAUAUCAUAUGCUAAUUGCACCACAAAGCUUUCUACUGAAGUUUUGCAAGUGGAGGAAGAAUCCUUUCCCCCAGGGUUUGAGAAAAAGAAUGUGACAGGGGAUUUGCCUUCAGUUUCGUCAUCAAAAGAUUGCGCCGUGGAGCUUUCUACUGAAGUUCUGCAAGUGGAGGAAGAAUCUUUUGGCUGUGAUCCUGAUUAUCCCCCAGGGUUUGAGGAGAAGAAUAUGACAGCAGAUAUUCCUUCAGUUUCGUCAUCAAAAGAUCGCACCGCGGAGCUCUCUACUGAAGUUUUGCAAGUGGAGCAAGAAUCUUUUGGCUGUGAUCUUGAUUUCCCCCCAGGGUUUGAGGAGAAGAACUUGACAGCGGAUUUGCCUUCAGUUUUGUCAUCAAAAGAUUGCACUGUGGAGCUCUCUACUGAAGUUUUGCAAGUGGAGCAAGAAUCUUUCGGCUGUGAUCUUGAUUUCCCUCCAGGGUUUGAGGAGAUGAAUAUGACAGUGGAUUUGCCUUCAGUUUCAUCAUUUUUGUCGAGAUCCAGUCAUGCAACGGACCCUGAAGCUGAUGAUCGUAUGCAACCUAUCCUUGAGAGUGUAUUUGAUGAACUCCACUUGUCUGCAAAGAUGUCCUUGGAAGAUUAUUUCACUAGCCUUUUGCAUGAAGAGGUGAUGGGAAAAGUUGAUUCGCUUAAAGAUGGCGUGAUAAUCAAGGUUGCUGAGGACCCAAAUAUUUUUAAUGGCGGUGCAAGUCAAAAUGACUCUUCUGAGGCCAUUUUGGUGUCAGAAAACUUAGCUCAUGUUGAUAUUCAGAAUACUUCCUCGCGCAAAAAAUCAUUGCACCAGAACUCUAUUGAUCCAUAUGUGAUUCCUGUGUCAGAGUGGUUUUCAAGUGCAUUUCAGAAGUCUGCUGGUUUAGACAAUGCCUCCAGUAAUGAAAUGACUGAUGAGCUGCAACCACCUGAAUGCGAAGCUGUUCCUGUACAAACUUCUAAAGUUCGACUUGCUAGGUCUGAUGAUUCUAUUUUGAGAAUAAUAUGGUAUGCGACCCUGUCAAAUUGCCGGCAGAGGGUACAUGAGAAAGCACUGAGAGAGUUGAAAAGUUUUCUUGUUGAUGAUAUAAUUAGAAACUUUUUGACAACUUCGUCUUCUGCGAGGAGAUGUAGUAAAUCCGAGGAUUCUCCGGUUACAAGAAGCAAAGCGGGUGAUGAAACACGUGAUAAAUCUCCAGAUGCAUUAAGCAAAAGUGGGGAUGGUUUUCCUAAUGUACCUACAGCAGUGGGGAAAUAUACAUAUUACCGAAAGAAAAAGAUGGUUAAAAGAAAGUCAGGCUCUUCAUCGCAGCCUCUCCCUGGUGGAGACAUUGGCUAUGAAAAGAGUUCUCUAAACAAGUCAAAGAAAAAAGAUCUCUCGGGAGAGGCAACAGAGAACACUAAAGGUGACAGUGCAACUUCAAGUGAGAAGGAAAUUGGGCUGAAAGAUUGUCGCAGAGAGUUGUUCACUAAUGCCUCUUUAGUUGUUCCUCCAUCAUCGGUUAUUAGUUGUAACACUAGCUCGGAGAAAGUUGCUUCUGUCUCCAAAGCGGGGAAAAGUAAUGCAAGUCGCAAAAAACUGAAGGCCACUUUUAUUGCUGAGGUCUGCAGUGAUAAUGGAAAGGUUGAUGGAGACGUUGUCUUCAGAAAGAGAUCUAUUAGCAAGAAGUCAAGGAAACAAGAUCUCUUGGGGGAGGCAACGGGGAGCACUAAAGUUGACAAUGCAGAUUUAAAUGGCAUUGCAUUUGGGCCGAAAGAUUGUCGCAGAGAGUUGUUCGCUAAUGCUUCUUUAGUUGUUCCUCCAUCAUCUGUUACUAAUUGUAACACUAUCACAGAGAAAAUUGCAUCUGUUUCCAAAGCGAGGGGAAGUAGUGCAAGCCGCAAAAAACUGAAGGAUGCUUUUGUCGCUGAGGUCUCCAGUGAUAAUGGGAAGGUUGGUGAAGAUGUUGGCUUCAAAAAGAGAUCUAUCGACAAGUCAAGGAAACAAGAUCUCUUGGGGGAGGCAACAGAAAGCACUAAAGGUGACAAUGCAGCUUUAAAUGUUAAGGAAAUUGGGCUGAAAGAUUGUCGCAGAGAGUUGUUAACUAAUGUGUCUUUAAUUGUUCCUCCAUCAUCUGUUAUUAAUUGUGACAUUAUCUCAGAGAAAGUCGCAUCUGUUUCCCAAGCGAGAAGAAGAAAUGCAAGCCGCAAAAAACUGAAGGCUGCUAAUGCCACUGAGGUCUCCAGUGAUAAUGGGAUGGUUGAUGGAAACAUUGGCUUCAAAAAAAGAACUAUUAACAAGUCAACGAAGCAAGAUCACUUAGGGGAGGAAACAGAGAUCAAUAAGGGUGACAAUGCAGCUUUACGUGUUGAGGAAAUUGGGCUGAAAGAUUGUCACAAAGAGUUAUUCACUAAUGCGUCUUUAGUUGUUCCUCCAUCAUCGGUUAUUAAUUUUAACACCAUAUCAGAGAAAGUUGCAUCUGUUUCCCGAGGGAGAAGUAAUACAGGCCACAGUAAACUGAAGGCUACUUUAGUUGCCGCGGACUCCAGUGGUGAUGGAAAGGUGGCUGAGGUUGCAAACAGGGAAUUGGGCACUCAAGAAAUGCAACCACCCUCUAGUUCGAAGAAGACUCCUAAAUCAGCAGCCAAAUUACCGGAUUUGAAAAAGAGAAAACUAGAGGAUAAUCUGACAGCAUCUCGUUCAAGAAAAUUUCAGAGACAAUCAAGUGGUGUUGGCAACCAAGCUGCAACAAAGGUGGCUACUCCAGAGAAGAACCAGAAGGGUAAAUCCCGGAUAGCAAAACAUUGUACACAAUCAGUUGGCUGUGCUCGAACUUCGAUCAAUGGUUGGGAGUGGCGUAAAUGGUCGUUGAGGGCAAGUCCUGCCGAAAGGGCUCGUGUUAGGGGAACUAAGGUUGUUCAUAUUCAAUCUGUUAGUUCAGAUGCUAAUGGUUCUCAAAUGUUAAAUGUUAAGGGAAUUUCUGCAAGAACAAAUAGGGUUAAGUUGCGCAGCCUCCUUGCUGCUGCCGAGGGUGCUGACCUCUUGAAAGCUACUCAAUUGAAGGCUAGGAAGAAGCGCCUUCGCUUCCAACAAAGUAAGAUACAUGACUGGGGUCUUGUUGCCCUUGAGCCUAUUGAUGCUGAAGACUUUGUCAUUGAAUAUGUUGGAGAGCUUAUACGUCGUCGUGUAUCUGACAUACGAGAGCACUAUUAUGAGAAGAUAGGAAUUGGGAGCAGUUACCUUUUCAGACUGGAUGAUGAUUAUGUGGUUGAUGCAACAAAACGUGGUGGUAUUGCCAGAUUCGUAAACCAUUCUUGUGAGCCAAAUUGCUAUACAAAAGUUAUAAGUGUUGAGGGUCAGAAAAAGAUCUUCAUAUAUGCUAAGCGGCAUAUUGCAGCUGGUGAAGAGAUAACUUACAACUACAAGUUUCCCUUGGAGGAAAAGAAGAUCCCGUGUAAUUGUGGUUCUAAGAGGUGUCGUGGCUCGAUGAAUUGAAAUGCAAAAGAGAUGCCAGAUCUGAUGUGUUAGGGGUCUGUUCUUGACCUGUGGUUUCCAAGGACACCCAUGCUGCAGUUUGCACAGAGUUCGUCAUCGUGUACAUCUUGUAAGCAAUGGGUUUGCCCUUGCAACUCCUGGUCGGGCGGUACCAGAUGCAUACACGUACUUCCGGGUUUACGCAUUCUUGUGAAAAAAGGACGACGAGUGUGUGCCCCUUGCAUAUUUUCUUGUAGAUAUCACAGUUGCAGAUGAGUUCCUCCUCUUAAGAAUUCAAAAUCGGUUGUUCUUUUAUUAUGCAAUUUCAAGGCACUCUUUUGGAACUAUAUCUCGUGUACAGACAUACAUUACAAUAUACCUUACAUUUCAAGUAUAAUAAUAUAUACCAUAUUUAAUUUCACGGAAUUCAAAGUACCUUUUAGUUUAUUUGGUUGUUAUGUUGAGAUAUCUCGUGUUGCGAGGGUCUAUCGGAAAUAGUCUCUCUUCCUCACAAAGGUAGGGGUAAGGUCGUGUACAUCUUAUCUUACUCCACUUGUGGGAUUACAUUGGGGAUGUUGCUGAGAUAUCUUGUCUAUGUGUGUGUGAAUGCACUAUUUAUUUUCGUCAAUCUUUACAUAUACGGGUCAAUAUGUUGUGUUUUUUGUGAAUUAUUACUCUCGAUAAUCUUUCCAUAGAUACAUAUUGCUAUAAUCUGCUGUCUAGCAUGUUAGGAGAGUUUGACCCGAAACUCGAUUUAAGAUCUAAGAGGUUAAGUUGGUACCCUGACUAUAUGUUGAUGUCCCUGGGGUAAGAGUAAUUUUAGCAAUGAAUGCGGGAAUCAUAUUGUUUGGACUCUUCAAAAAUGUUGUCAGAUCCUCCAACACACACCCGUCGAUAUUUUUGAAGAGUCCGAGCUUACAUAAGCCAUGUGUAUGCUCAAAAUGCUAGAGUGCAUUUACAGGUUUUUCUACUAAGGAAGAAUUAAUACAUGGAUUAAUUUUUUCUUAUUUUAGAAUUUUUUUAAUCACUUUGCAGUCAAGUUGAUAAAUCUAAUUAGUAUGCCAAAAUCCCAUUUUUGAUCAUAGGUUAUAAUGUUGUACUUGCAUUAUCACAAAGAAGCUUUUUUUUUGUUCUUUUAUACCAAUCUUUAGUUAUUAUUUGACGCAGGGACAAUCAGGUAUUGCCUGUUCAUUCAAAAUUGCUAGUAGAUGAUGAUGUGGGUCGAUUGACGCCUUUCUGGUACGCGUCUUUUAUCCUCUAUUUAGUUUUUUCUGCCCUCGACUGUGGCUAGUGGCACUCUCCGCGAUGUUAAUAUACUAUAUGAUAGUUUAGAGUGAAGCUCAUGAAGUGAAAAAUACGCGAGUUAAGGGAUUGUGUUGAGAGGGGGGUAAAAGUCCGGCUAUAUACAAUAGCUAAUGACAUAUAUCCUCCAUGCUGAAGGUUUUUGAGUAAAUCAUUCCUCCAAAAAAUACGAUUUAAAAACCGACUAAAAAUUAAAUACGUGUAUUGGAUUCAUACUCGAAUCCAAUACUACGUUUCAUCAGGGUUCACGUCCAAGUUCGCGUGUUUUUACUAUUCCUCCGGGUACUCUUCAAGACAUUUUCCAAAUGCAUCAUAUACAAGUACAAAAGAUAACAAUAGAAGAAAGAAAAAAGAACAAAAUUGGUACAAAUAUAAGUACAUAAAUAUAUGUGUUACUAUUUUUUUGUGUUUCAAUUUAUGUACUUUCAUUUUAAGAAUGCUAUUUUUUUUUUUACAUUUAGUAAUAUAUUUAAUUCCAAACAUACUAUAUGGUAUAUUUUAGUAGUUAGGAUCACACAUGAUUCAUAGUAUAUUUUGGUAACUUCUCUAUAGUUUAACUAUACAAGGUUCAACCGCCUUUCUUAUUUUCUUAAAUUUCGUGUACAGUCAAAUUAAGACACAAAAUGUAAUUGAGAUCGUAAUCAAACUAGGUGUAAAAGCUAGAAGGUAAAAAAACUCAAGGCUUAGUUGUAGUUGCAAAUGUUGAUGGACUUGUGACCUUAGCCAUGCGAAAUACGUCUGGUAUUUGAGUGGAGAAGGAUAGAAGAUCGGAUUUAUUAUCCUAGAGUUUUGAAGACUAUGUUUGGUCUUUAGCGGUUGGCUUCAAAAGAAUUUCUCGGUUAUAAAAAAAAAGCGAGUUUUCGAGUAGUUUGAAUUAAUAUUGACAUAAUAUUGGCCAUUUAUGUUGAAAUUUUUGUUAUACUAAUUGUAAUUUGAUUAUGUUAGCAGCACUAAAUUUAUAUAUGUUUGGUAUUUCAUAUCUUUUUGGUUAAAUUAUAGUUUCAUUUUAUGGCCCAUGGACCUUUUUUUUCUUGUUUUCUAUUUUUGGCCAUGUAAAUAAGCAGAUAUAGAUUAAUUAUUAAAAUUUUGAUGUAAUUCUACCUUUAAGAUCUUA